Molecule: messenger RNA, 1752 nt
Organism: Paramecium tetraurelia
Lineage: Eukaryota; Ciliophora; Oligohymenophorea; Peniculida; Parameciidae
Exons: 5
Biological process (GO): protein folding
Cellular component (GO): chaperonin-containing T-complex
Molecular function (GO): ATP binding; ATP hydrolysis activity; ATP-dependent protein folding chaperone
Source: RefSeq, a predicted model, not a curated record
AAAAGAAAAUGCCUCAAAUUUAAAUAAAUAAAAUUGUGUAUUAAAUGUCCCAAUUCUUACAACCCACCAUCUUGUUAUUGAGAGAAGGCACAGACACCUCAUAAGGUAGAGCUUAAAUAGUGUCUAACAUCAAUGCUGUGUAAGCUGUGGCUGACGUGGUUAAAAGCACACUUGGCCCAAGAGGAAUGGAUAAAAUGAUUCAGACAGGUCCAAAGGUGACCAUUUCUAAUGAUGGAGCAACAAUUCUAAAUCUAUUAGAGGUUGUCCAUCCAGCUGCUAGAGUGUUGGUCGACAUUGCCAAAUCCCAAGAUGAUGAAGUUGGUGAUGGUACAACAUCCACUACAUUGUUGGCUGCAGAAUUGUUGAAGGAAGCCAAGCCAUUUAUUGAAGAGGGAAUCCAUCCACAAAUAGUGAUUUAAGGAUAUAGAAAGGCUUUGGAAUUGGCAUUAGAGAAGUUAGAGGGAUUCUCAAUAAAUAUUUCUCGAGAUGCUCCAGAAGAGAAGAGAGACACCUUAUUGAAAUGUGCUUAGACAGCUUUGAAUUCAAAAUUAUUAGCCAAUACUAAAUAAUUCUUUAGUGAAUUAGUGGUGUCAGCAGUGGAGAAGUUGGACCCAAAUAUUUUGGAUAGAGAUUUGAUCGGAAUCAAGAAUGUCACAGGAGGAAGUGUAACUGAUUCAUUUUUGGUUGAUGGAGUUGCAUUCAAGAAAACCUUUUCAUAUGCUGGAUUUGAACAAUAACCAAAGAGAUUUGAGAAUCCCAAGAUCUGUUUAUUAAAUUUAGAAUUAGAACUCAAAAGUGAAAAGGAAAAUGCAGAAAUCAGAAUUGAAAAACCAGAAGAAUAUCAAUAAAUUGUAGAUGCUGAAUGGGCAUUGAUCUAUGAGAAAUUAGAUAUCAUUGUUAAAGCAGGUGCCCAAAUAGUAUUAUCUAAACUUCCCAUUGGAGAUUUGGCUACACAAUAUUUUGCUGACAGGAACAUCUUUUGUGCUGGAAGAGUUCCUUAAGAAGAUCUUCUUAGAGUUUAAAAAGCUACUGGAGGUUAAAUUUAAACAACUGUCAAUGGUCUAAAUCCUGAGACUUUUGGAACUUGUGGAUUGUUCGAAGAAGUUUAAGUUGGUGCAGAAAGAUAUAACUUAUUUAAAAAUUGUCCACAAUCUAGAACAGCAACCAUUGUGUUGAGAGGUGGAGCUGAAUAAUUUAUUUAAGAAGCUGAGAGAUCUUUGAAUGAUGCUAUUAUGAUUGUCAGAAGAUGUUUCAAAGCCAACAAGAUCGUAGCUGGAGGUGGUGCUAUCGAAUUGGAAUUGUCUAGAUAUCUUAGACAUUAUGCUAGAUCUGUGACUGGCAAGACAUAAUACAUUGUGAAUUCCUUUGCUAAGGCAUUAGAAGUUAUCCCAAGAACCAUUGCUGAAAAUGCAGGAUUAAACUCAAUUGAAAUCAUGAAUAAACUUAGAUAAAGACAUGCUCAAGGUGGAGAGGAAGGUAGAUGGUAUGGAGUUGAUAUCAAUGGUGCAUCUGGAGUAUGUGAUACACAUUCAUCCUUUGUUUGGGAACCCAGUCUUGUCAAAAGAAAUGCUCUUUGUUCAGCAACCGAGGCUGCUUGUGCAAUUUUAUCUAUUGAUGAAACAGUUAAAAAUCCAAAAUCUGAUUAAGAUACAAAAAUGAAACCUAGGGGAUAACCAGGUAGACCACCCAUGGGAAUGAGAAGAUGAAUGUCAUAUUAAAAAUAACAUAUAUAAAUAUGAAUUGUGUAGCUAA